Nerophis ophidion (straightnose pipefish) is the source of this 1577-nucleotide messenger RNA. RefSeq names its product type-2 ice-structuring protein-like. Gene Ontology annotation, cellular component: external side of plasma membrane. NCBI's taxonomy places the organism in Eukaryota, Metazoa, Chordata, Actinopteri, Syngnathiformes, Syngnathidae. Gene Ontology annotation, molecular function: carbohydrate binding. The record is from RefSeq and is a predicted model, not a curated record. Gene Ontology annotation, biological process: biological process involved in interspecies interaction between organisms. The coding region runs from base 103 to 567 and encodes 154 amino acids. The transcript has 7 exons.
CGUAUAAGAGCAGUACUUGUUCAUGAGCUCUAAACAGAAGCAAGAAGGAGCUCUCACCUGCAGUCCGUCGUCCUUAACCUCUGCACCAUCUUCCUGGCUAAGAUGCUGACUGUGACUUUAGUUCUUUGUGCAACGGUGGCACUGGCUUCAGCUGACGAUGCAGCUGCCAACCAUACCGAUACUCAAGCGUUACGGUGUCUUCCCAACUGGCAAAAACACAACAACCGGUGUUUCUACUUUGAAUCCUCCACCAAGAACUGGGUUAAUGCUGAGAAACAAUGCCAGACCAUGGGUGGGAACCUCGCAUCGAUACACCAAGAUGACGAGCAUAAAUUCCUUCAGUCCUUGACUCAGGUGGAAGUUUGGAUUGGAGGCUCAGAUUGCCAAACGGCUGGAAACUGGUUUUGGAUCGAUGGUACAAUCAUGUCCGGAACUUUCUGGUGUCCACAAAAACCGGACAACAAGCAAGAAGAGUGCUGUCUGCAGGCCAACACUAAAAUCGGCAAAUGCUGGGAUGAUGUCGCCUGUGACACACUACUGCCUUUUGUGUGCGUAAAGCCACUUUAGACUGCAGGCUGACCUGGACCCAUACAAGCAGAAGACUAUGGAUGGAUAUAUAUCUGGAGAACAUAACGCAGACAUCCUUUAAACAGACGUGGUCAAAAGUUGACAUACACUAGUAAAGUAUUGUGGCCAAACAGCUCCAUUUUUGUUUCAUCCGACAUAUGGACAAAGAUCAGACCUUCUGGAGGAAAGUUCUGUGGUCAGAUGAAACAAAAACGGAGCUGUUUGGCCACAAUACCCAGCAAUUCCAUUUGGAGGAGAACAGGUGAGGCCUUUAAUCCCAGGAACACCAUUCAUACCGUCAAGCAUUGUAGUGGUAGUAUUAUGCUAUGGGUCUGUUUUGCUGCCAAUGUAACUGGUGUUUUACAGACUGUAAAUGGGAGGAUUACCUCCAAAUUCUUCAAGACAACCUAAAAUCAUCAGCCCGGAAUUAGGUCUUGGGCGCAGUUCCAAAAAGGACAAAGACCCCAAACACAUGUCUAAAAAGUGAUAAAGGAAUGGCUAAAUCAGGCUAGAAUUAAGGUUUUAGUAUGGCCUUCCCUAAAGUCCUGACUUAAAAUGUGUGGACAAUGCUGAAGAAACAAGUCCAUGUCAGAAAACCAACACAUUUAGCUGAACUGCACCAAUUUAGUCAAGAGGAGUGGUCAAAAAUUCAAGCAGAAGCUUGUGGAUGGCUACCAAAAGCGCCUUAUUGCAGUGAAACUUGCCAAAUAUUAACAUUGCUGCAUGUAUAUUUUGGACCCAGCCGAUUUGCUCACAUUUCCAUAAUAAAUUCAUUAAAGAACCAAACUUCAUGAAUGUUUUUUUGUGACCAACAAGUAUGUGCUCCUACCACACUAUCACAAAAAAAAAAUAAGAGUUGUAGAAAUGAUCGGAAACUCAAAACAGCCAUGACAUUAUGUUCUUUACAAGUGUAUGUAAACUUUUGACGACGACUGUAUAUUCACUGUUACAUGUGGCCCUCUGAGGACAGCCAUAAUUCUGAUGUGGCCCUCAAUAAAAAAUGACUUUGA